AUGCAGCAAAUGCAACACCUCUUCACGCAGCAGCAGCAGCAGCAGCAGCAGCAGCAGCACUACCCGAGCGAGUGGUCGCAGGGUCACCACCAGCACCCCAACCACCAUGUAGCUCAGCACGGCCAGCUCCAGGCGCAGGCACAGGCGGCGCAGGCGCAGGCGCAAGCUCAAGCACAGGCCGCCGCCGCCGCCGCAGCCGCAGCGCAGGCCCAGCAGCAGCACUACCAACGGAUCGCAGGCAACAACGGAAACGCCGUCUCUGGUAACGGCAUUGUGCCCCGCGGCCCCGCCAACGACAUGCAGGCCAACACGGAGAUCGGCAUGACGGAGGAGAACAGACGCGUGCUCGACUGGAUCGCGCAGCUCAUGAAGCCAGCCACGCGCGAAUCAGCCCUGCUCGAGCUGAGCAAGAAGCGCGAGCAGGUACCCGAGCUGGCCCUGAUACUCUGGCAUUCCUUCGGCGUCAUGGCCUCCCUCCUGCAGGAGAUCAUCUCCGUCUACCCUCUGCUCAACCCUUCCCAGCUGACUGCCGCCGCCUCGAACCGCGUAUGCAACGCGCUCGCGCUCCUCCAAUGCGUGGCUUCUCACACCGAGACCCGUGGCCUCUUCCUGAGCGCACACAUCCCUCUCUUCCUGUACCCAUUCCUGAACACCACGUCCAAAUCGCGCCCGUUCGAGUACCUCCGUUUGACGUCGCUCGGCGUGAUCGGCGCCCUCGUUAAGAACGACUCUUCCGAAGUCAUCAACUUCCUCCUGACGACCGAGAUCAUCCCCCUUUGCCUCCGCAUCAUGGAGACAGGCUCGGAGCUGAGCAAGACUGUCGCCAUCUUCAUUGUUCAGAAGAUCCUGCUCGACGACAUCGGUCUCGCGUACAUUUGCCAGACGUACGAGCGCUUCUACGCAGUCGGCACUGUGCUUAGCAACAUGGUCAACCAACUCGUCGAGCAGCAGACAGUCCGUCUCCUCAAGCACGUUGUCCGUUGUUUCUUACGUCUGAGCGACAACGCUCGUGCUCGCGAGGCUCUACGCCAAUGUCUCCCCGAGCCCCUCCGGGACGCGACGUUCUCGUCGGUCCUCCGUGACGAUGCGGCUACCAAACGCUGUCUCGCGCAACUGCUGAUCAACCUCUCUGACAACGUGGUGGACGCCGCCAACAACCAGCAGCUCUUGCACUAG
Messenger RNA from Ascochyta rabiei, 1176 nucleotides. Its product is annotated as RNA-binding protein, CCR4-NOT complex subunit Rcd1. Gene Ontology annotation, biological process: negative regulation of translation; mRNA catabolic process. The record is from RefSeq and is a predicted model, not a curated record. Bases 1 to 1176 code for a protein of 391 amino acids. Gene Ontology annotation, cellular component: P-body; CCR4-NOT core complex; CCR4-NOT complex. The transcript is spliced from 4 exons. NCBI's taxonomy places the organism in Eukaryota, Fungi, Ascomycota, Dothideomycetes, Pleosporales, Didymellaceae.